This is a messenger RNA of Malaya genurostris, 558 nucleotides long. RefSeq names its product c-Myc-binding protein homolog. NCBI's taxonomy places the organism in Eukaryota, Metazoa, Arthropoda, Insecta, Diptera, Culicidae. Gene Ontology annotation, molecular function: transcription coactivator activity. Bases 107 to 463 code for a protein of 118 amino acids. Gene Ontology annotation, biological process: regulation of DNA-templated transcription. The transcript is spliced from 2 exons. The record is from RefSeq and is a predicted model, not a curated record. Gene Ontology annotation, cellular component: nucleus.
CUCAUUCCUCAUUCGAUCAAAUUCGCUCUAACUUCAUUCGGAAUUAAUUCGAUUUGUACUUAUUAAAAAGUCAUUAUUAGCCGGUUUUGCGUUAAAGAAUAUCGCGAUGUCGAGUUUUAAGCCAAUCGACGGUUCGAAGGAAGACUUUCGAAAAUACCUGGAUCGCACCGGUGUAAUGGACGCACUUACUAAAGUACUAGUUAGAUGCAAAUUAGAUCGUCCGGAAAACGCUAUGGAAUAUUUGUUAGAAAACUUCGGAGAAAAUCUCAAGAACAAGGACAUAAUCGCUAGGUUGGAGAGCGACUUGUACGAAGCUCGGAACGAAAUCGAAGCGUUAAAGCGGGAGCUCAGCUCAUUACGUGCCAGCGACAAUGUCAACGAAUCCAUCAACUCAAAUGAUAGAUCUUAUGAAGAUUAUGAUCUCUCUAAUCGUUUUGACGAUUUACGUACGAGUGAGCAGUAAAUAGCAUUAUGCAUAAUAUUGAUAUUGAUUAAAUGCACUUUUAAUACUGUGAAAAAUAUGUAAGUACGAUGUUUGCCGUACAAUAAAAAUUUCAA